GUUUUAGUCAGGCAAUAACUCAGACACGUCUUGAUAGGAAAACAUGCGCCUCAUGCACAUUGCAGAAAGCUUCGUCUUCUCCUUCCUCUCUGCAGAGCGGUUCAUAGUUCUGCACAGAUUGAGGUUUCAUUAUAAACCCAGCUAACGAUUAAAGUGUUAGGUGUUCGUGUGUGUGCUGUCAGUUUCUUACGUGUGUGUGGUCUUAAAACAACUUUAAGCAUGCCUAAAAGAGCCAAGAAGAAUGAGGAAGCUGUCGAGGGGGAGACUGGCAAUGGAGCUGAACCUGCAAAGAAAGAGAAAAAGGGGAAGGAGCCAGAGGCCCCAAUUCUGUAUGAAGAUCCUCCAGAUAAGACGUCCAGUAAAGAUGGCCGAGCGUCUAACAUGAAGAUCACCUCCUGGAAUGUGGACGGUCUGCGUGCGUGGGUCAAAAAGAAAGGCCUUGAUUGGGUGCUUAAGGAGGAUCCAGAUGUGCUGUGUCUGCAGGAGACUAAGUGUGCUGAGAAAGCCCUGCCAUCUGAGAUCACUGACAUGCCUGAGUAUCCACACAAGUACUGGGCUGGAUCAGAGGAGAAGGAGGGCUACAGCGGAGUCGCCAUGCUCUGCAAGACUGAACCGCUCAGUGUCACCUUUGGUAUUGGUAAAGAGGAACAUGAUAAAGAAGGUCGGGUGAUCACUGCUGAGUUUCCGUCUUUCUUCCUGGUCACGGCGUAUGUGCCUAAUGCCAGUCGUGGUUUGGUGCGACUCGACUACCGUAAGACCUGGGAUGUGGAUUUCCGGGCCUACCUGAGUGGCUUGGACCAGCGCAAGCCCCUGGUGCUGUGUGGAGAUCUGAAUGUGGCCCACCAAGAAAUUGAUCUCAAAAACCCCAAGGGUAACCGCAAGAAUGCAGGCUUCACCCCUGAGGAGCGUGAGGGCUUCACCAAACUUCUGGAGGCUGGUUUUACUGACAGUUUUCGGGAGCUGUAUCCAGAACAAGCCAAUGCCUACACCUUCUGGACCUACAUGAUGAAUGCUCGAGCCAAAAACGUCGGGUGGCGUUUGGACUACUUUUUGCUGUCAUCCGCCUUGCUUCCAGGUCUCUGUGACAGUAAGAUCCGAAACACAGCCAUGGGAAGUGACCACUGUCCUAUUACCUUGUAUUUGGCAGUGUAGAUCAGGUUUCUCACGGCCCCAAGCUUUUCCGUUUCAUCAGUUUCAAGGAUCUAGUCCUGUUAGACCUAGAAUACUAUUUCCUUUCUAAAAACAAAAUACAGGCCCACAUACAGGAAUAUGUGUGGUGCAGACACACAUUGAAAGGAGACGUGAAUAAAUUGUUUUGCAAUUUUGGUUUAUUCUGCUUUUAUUGGUCGCCUGAAAUCAGAUUUUAACACUAAAUUAUCACUAAAAAAUCAUAAUUUCAAGCUCUUAUUUCACUUUAUAUUUGCAAUGUUUUAAAAAAAACAACAACAUACUUUUAUCUAAAUGACAAACCCUGCCAAACUCAUCAGUGUUGAUCAUAGCAAAACGUUUUGAAGCUUGUAAAAUAUCUCGACCUGCAAGGAUAUAUGAUGUGUCUGAUUUGAAUGAAGUUAAAGAGAUUUUGUCUUUGGUGCUAUUUUAACAUCUGGAUUUUAAAUUACACUCGAUUUAGUGAAGUUAGUGGUGGUUAAAUAUUACAUAUGCCACUUUGUUUCAAAAGACCAAUGAUUUUGCUUAUGUGCUGUUUUUUUCUUCCCGAGUAUGUCUGUCUGUAGCCAUUUUUCAGAUUUUGAAAUAAAGUAGUUUAUAAAAAAAUAA
Molecule: messenger RNA, 1776 nt
Organism: Carassius carassius (crucian carp)
Lineage: Eukaryota; Metazoa; Chordata; Actinopteri; Cypriniformes; Cyprinidae
Gene: apex1
Product: APEX nuclease (multifunctional DNA repair enzyme) 1
Exons: 5
Coding region: 220-1152 (310 amino acids)
Biological process (GO): base-excision repair
Cellular component (GO): nucleus
Molecular function (GO): DNA-(apurinic or apyrimidinic site) endonuclease activity; endonuclease activity; DNA binding
Source: RefSeq, a predicted model, not a curated record